CAGUUUGGCUUUAGCCACGCGUGCUUCUACUCAACCGCAGGUGCAUCAAAGUUGUACUUUCUAGACACCACUGAUGUCAAGAAUAUCGGGAAAAAAAACUCUGAAAAGGCUUGGCAUCUAUUCGGUGUCUUUUAUAGGCGGAUAGUGGUACUAGUAGCAGAGAUCUGGCAAAUAGUGAAGGUUUGCCUCGCUUGAUUUGUUGUAAAUAUAAUACAGUUUCAACGCCUAACGGCUUUCCAUCGGCAUUGAGCGAGGUGACUAUCUUGCUGCCUCUACACUCUUUGUCCCAGUGACGACCAAGUUCGUCGGAGAUACGUCAUGUGUACUUCCGCGAAUUGUGGCCGUUGAAAUGUUUGCGGCGAAGCGCUCCACAGUUCCAGCCUCACGCCGCUACACUUCAACAUGAACGUCAACGGGAAGACCCGCGACGCCUUCACUCGGCCCGGCCGUUGUUUCCCGAACACCCUGCUUUCUCCGAUUUGGCCUUUUCCCGUUCCUUGGCGCCACUGACUUCCAGUCCCACCGCCAUGUCCACGGAGGAGGCGUGGUCACUGCUGGUCUGGACCUUCGCGGCCGUGAUCGUCCCAGUCGUCAUCACGCUGUGGUGCAGCAUCCAACGCUCCAAGCGGAAAACGCACAUGAAGCAGUUCUUCCGCCAGAGCAGACAUGGCUGGCACUACACGGACUUGUUCAGUAAGCCCACCUACUGCUGCGUGUGUUCCCAGCACAUCUUGCAGGGGGCCUUCUGUGAUGGCUGCGGCGUGUGCGCUGACGAGCAGUGUUUGCGUCGGGCGGAUCGGGAGCUGUCGUGCAAGGAGAUUAUGGCACCCUCCCGGGCGGACGGGGUCGUGUUCCACCGGUGGGUCAGGGGCAACGUGCCCCUGGCCAGCUACUGUGUUGUGUGCAAGCAACAGUGUGGAACGCAGCCGAAGCUCUGUGAUCUCAGAUGUGUGUGGUGUCAGACCACAGUGCAUGAUGAGUGCAUGGACAGCCUAUUGGAUGCAACCCAGUGUAACCUGGGCGAGUUCCACAAUCUCAUCAUUCCUCCUCACUAUCUUUACCAAGUCAACAAGCUCCGCCGUAGACACGCUGAUGAGUACAAAAAGCUUGCGAUGGACUGUGGGGAUGGCUGGACUCCUAUACUGGUUUUGGCCAACACGCGUAGUGGAAACAACAUGGGGGAGGCUUUGCUGGGAGAGUUUCGCAGCCUCCUCAACCCCGUGCAGGUUUUUGACCUGUCUCAGCUUGCACCUGCCAAGGCCCUUCAGCUCUGCACCCUGCUCCCCCCUGGCUGUGUCAGGGUGCUGGUGUGCGGAGGUGAUGGCACAGUGGGAUGGGUGCUUGAUGCCAUUGACAGUAUGAAGCUGAAGGGUCAAGACCAAUUCAUUCCAAGAGUGACCAUCCUCCCUCUCGGAACAGGAAAUGACCUUUCCAACACUUUGGGCUGGGGUGCAGGCUAUGCUGGGGAGAUCCCCGUGGAACAGGUUCUCCGCAACAUCCUGGAUGCUGGGGUGGUCAAAAUGGACAGAUGGAAAGUGCAAGUGUCUUCUAAAGGCCUCUCUAUUCGAAAACCAAAGGUUCUUUCCAUGAACAACUACUUCUCUGUGGGUCCCGACGCUCUGAUGGCGCUCAACUUCCACACACAUCGUGAAAAGACACCCUCUUUCUUUUCCAGUCGUAUCAUCAACAAGGCUGUGUAUUUCUUGUAUGGCACAAAGGACUGUUUGGUGCAGGAAUGUAAAGAUCUGGAUAAGAGGAUUGAGCUAGAGCUUGAUGGUGAGCGAGUUGCGUUGCCCAGCUUGGAAGGAAUCAUUGUUUGUAACAUUGGCUACUGGGGGGGUGGCUGCAGACUCUGGGAGGGAAUGGGCGACGAGCCCUGCCCCCCCACACGGUUGGAUGACGGUCUGCUGGAGGUGAUGGGUGUGUUUGGCUCCUUCCACUGUGCUCAAAUCCAGGUCAAGCUGGCCAACCCAGUACGACUGGGACAGGCCCACACUGUCAGGCUGGUCCUUAAGAGCUCCACGAUGCCAAUGCAAGUGGACGGCGAGCCGUGGGCGCAAGGCCCGUGCACCAUCACCAUCACCCAUAAGACGCAAGCUCUCAUGCUGUACCACAGCUCAGAGCAGACGGAUGAUGAUGACGACGGCGACUCGAGCGCCUCUGAGACCGAGAGCCCCACUCCUCAGGAUUCACCCAGGCCCCCCGGGGCAGCGACCGCUCGUGCUUGACUCAUCCCCCAUCCAGCAGAUUUUCCAAAUACUCUGUCAUCACAUGUAAUCUGUGUUUCAUCGGUUCUUUCCAUUGACAAUUGCCAAUUGAAAUGGGCGGUCACACCUGGGGACAAUUUAGUGUUCAAUCAGCCUGCCAUGCUUUUUGGAAUGUGGGAGGAAACCGGAGUACCCGGAGAAAAUCCACGCAGG
Molecule: messenger RNA, 2420 nt
Organism: Hippocampus comes (tiger tail seahorse)
Lineage: Eukaryota; Metazoa; Chordata; Actinopteri; Syngnathiformes; Syngnathidae
Gene: dgke
Product: diacylglycerol kinase, epsilon
Exons: 11
Coding region: 528-2228 (566 amino acids)
Biological process (GO): phospholipase C-activating G protein-coupled receptor signaling pathway
Cellular component (GO): membrane
Molecular function (GO): ATP-dependent diacylglycerol kinase activity
Source: RefSeq, a predicted model, not a curated record